Molecule: messenger RNA, 538 nt
Organism: Chelmon rostratus (copperband butterflyfish)
Lineage: Eukaryota; Metazoa; Chordata; Actinopteri; Chaetodontiformes; Chaetodontidae
Product: cystatin-B-like
Exons: 3
Coding region: 52-360 (102 amino acids)
Cellular component (GO): cytosol
Molecular function (GO): cysteine-type endopeptidase inhibitor activity
Source: RefSeq, a predicted model, not a curated record
CAUAAAAGCAGACAGUUGACUUCUCUGUUAACUUCAACAGACCUUGUGACAAUGGCUUGCAUUGUUGGAGGAUUUGGUGAGACAUUGACAGCCACUGAGGAAACCCAGAAGAUUUGUGACCAGGUGAAGCCUCAAGUGGAGGAAAGGACAAGCAAAAUAUAUGUGGAAUUCAGAGCAGUUAAAUACAGGCUUCAGAUUGUGGCUGGAGAAAACUUCCUCGUCAAGGUUCAUAUUGGAGGAGUGAACUACAUUCAUCUGUUUGUCUUCCGGGCGCUUCCGUGUAAUGGAGGAGGUGUUGAGCUGAGUGGUGUACAACAGCACAAAACCAAGGACGACCCCCUCGAACCUUUCAACAAUUAAAUACGUACAAGCUGCAGUCUCAUGUGAAAAUGUUCUGCUUCUUUAGACUGAAAUGAUUCUCCACAAAAUUUCUUUAUAAUGUAAAAAAAUGAUUUUGAAUGUAUUAACACUUAGAGGUCAAGAUAUUUGGUGUUUGGAAGGAGUUGAAUGCACCACUUUCUAAAGACAUAAUAAAGCA